AUGAUUGGUAGUAUUAGACCCAGUGGUCAAAACAGUUUGGCCUCCUCAUCUACGUUUUCAAACACUCUCGUUCUUCGGCCAUCAAAAGAAGAAGCGAAGAGAGUCGAUUUCCAGAUUAGCGAUAUUAUCGACUUGGAACUCCGCGAUAAAGUUGCAGCAAUGCUCCCAUCCUACCCAUCAUACUCUCUUCUAUAUCUUACUUAUGUAUUAGUUAAGAGCAAUGGAAAAUCGGACGCGGCCCGAGAUUUCCUUCACGAUACACGCCAUAAUAAAGAUCAAUAUCUACCGAUCACUUACAUCACAAGUUUAAAGGAAAUUGGGGAUGUUACGAUGCGCGACAAAGUUGAAAGAAUUAUCAAUCUGGCACCGGAUGUGACCAUCUGGUGGGCUUUUUAUGCCCUGCAAGUUUGUGGGGGAUCUCUUGAUUGUGCCAUUGGUUUAUUAUUUGAGGGUGUUGUUGAUGCUUCUAAGGAUCCUGCGAUACAGGUAGCUCUUGCAUCUACUAGGCGUAUCAGUCCGGCAAUCAGUCCUAUGAGUAGAUUAGAUGAAAGCUUAUUUGUCGAUUCGUCGUCAGAUUCAGAAAGCUCUUUUUCUAGCGACACUAGUGACAACGAGUCGACCAAACCCACUUUAUCCCCACCUGAGCUAUUGCACCAAACACCAAAUAACUUAUUCGUCGACACUAGCGACGAUGACAAAGACCUUAAGUCAGAAGAAGAUAAUGCAACUUUGCGUGCCAGCCCUGACUACACCAACCUGCGAAAGCCAUCUAUCGAUAAAGGUAAAGGCGUGGACAAAUCAGACCCGGAGGAUUUUAACUCCGAUAUUGAGAUGAGCAGUAUUCCACCCUUCGAGGAGAGUCCUCGGGUCAAGAGACAUGAGGAACAGAACCGCACUUGUAAGUUCUGUGGGGCGGAACUAAAGAACUGGUUGACGCGAACUAGUCACGAGAAAUCAUGUCGUAUGAAGACGAAGCGAAUUUGUGUCAAGUGCAAAAAGGAAGUCUCGAAGUCGAAUAUCAGAAGGCAUGAAGCCAGCUGUGAUGGUCGUCAAACCUCAAGACGUGAUGGCCCAGAAUAUGAAGUCCGUGAUUCAACAAGAAUGAACGCUUCUCGUGACAGUUCUCCGGAUUUCGAUUUAUCCAAUUCUAUUACAGAAGAUCAGCGUCAAAAAGUGAAGGAAAUGCAAAAACACCUUCCUCACUUUUCGGUUGAUAAAUGCAUCGAGUCCUUAGCUUUGUGCGAUUAUAAUGUCGAAGAGGCUAUAGCUUUGGAGAGAGAGACAUCGACUUCAGAUGACGAACUUGAAAGCCCCGACGUUCGAGGUUCGUGUAGCCGGAAGGAUGUUUCGUUGAAGAGAGGAUUGGAAAGCACGUCGGUUGAGCGUGUCACAAAGAAGGCACGUAUCCAGGUAGGCGACGGAGAUACCAGUUUAGAGCCCGCGAGCCAGUGGAUUAAAACCACCUUUUCUGGUCUUUGUCAAAACUCUGCUAACCUUACAAUUGUCAAUCUCUCUGACUCGAAAGUUCGUUCAGUUCCGACGAAGCUUCUUUGCGACAACUCGAAAUGCUUAAAGAAUAUGAUUGGUCUCACAGGAGACGAAGAUGCCCCAAAACAGAUAUGUCUCUUUGAUGUCGAGGCAUAUCUCUUUGAUGCGCUCAUACAAUAUAUGGUCUGUCGCAACGUCUCAUUUGGUUCUCGAUUAAGCCAAACACAGAAGAUUACUUCGAUCGUAAACUUCAUAGUUGCCGCAGACGAUCUCGAAGUUGCUGGACCAGCGACUACCAUGCUUCCGGUUCUUGAAAGAAUUCUGAAGGAAGAACGAAAGGGACCGUCUCCUCCAACCAUUUUGAAAGGUGACCACGUGGAAAAGGUCUUUUCGACUCUUGGAGCUGGUCAUCCCAUUCCAAAACUAUUCGUCAGUGCAUCCGUGCGGCCGUUUCUCGAACACAAAAUUGACAACACUUCUGUCGAUGAGGACUUCGACGGCAGCUCUGAACUCGUGCCAGGUGAUAUCGAAAUCUACCGCAACAAGCCAGCGCAUCUUGCAUUCAAGUUCAAUAAUGACUUCAGAUCGGCUCUGUUAUUAAAGGUCUUUGAAACUACGAGCACUAGGGAAUGUCGACAAAACUAUACGCGCAGCAAAAACCCCAAGAAUACUACCACUUGGUUCACCGAUCCGCUUGACGAUAGCCAAUUCACCAUUUAA
This is a messenger RNA of Botrytis deweyae, 2208 nucleotides long. RefSeq lists its product as uncharacterized. The transcript is spliced from 3 exons. Lineage: Eukaryota; Fungi; Ascomycota; Leotiomycetes; Helotiales; Sclerotiniaceae. The record is from RefSeq and is a predicted model, not a curated record. Bases 1 to 2208 code for a protein of 735 amino acids.